Molecule: messenger RNA, 1124 nt
Organism: Amblyraja radiata (thorny skate)
Lineage: Eukaryota; Metazoa; Chordata; Chondrichthyes; Rajiformes; Rajidae
Exons: 2
Coding region: 292-1101 (269 amino acids)
Source: RefSeq, a predicted model, not a curated record
GGACCGAUUUAAAAAUACUCACCGGGGAUGCCUGAUGUCGCGUAAGUGACGUCAUCAGAAAUCGCCGCAAAAUAACGGGGAAUAACGGCACUUUUAAAUGAGAAAAAGGAACUUACCCAAACGACCCACUUCAAGACCUCUGACCAGACUGCUUGCUAAGGAGUUGGGAAAAACACCUCAAACAACUCCAGAAGGGUCCGAAGAAGAAACUGAAGGUCGAAGAAUCAUUGCUGAAAUGUAACAGAACAGGAAUAGUCUUUAAGAGCAGCUGUGUCAAAAGACUUUGCUGAUAUGUUACAUAAGGAGAUUUCCGGACUGGCUACAAGUAUGCAGCUCGGGAAUAAGCAAGUUAUUGAGACAAUUGGUACUCUCAAGCAACGUAUUGUGGAAGUAGAGACCGAGCUAAAAGCAGAAAUUGAACGGGUUGAAGAAGUUUACAAUGAAAAGUUGGAGCCUGUUCUCACUACUUCUGCAGAACACAGCACUGCUAUUAAAGAUCUGGAAACUGCGAUGAAGAAAAUGUCUGAAGUGAUGAAGAGAAUGAAAGAAGUUCAAGACCGAGUUUCUGGGCAACUGGCUAGAAUGACCGACAAAUGUCUCGACCUCGAAGCUCGGUCAAGACGGCAGAAUUUAAGGAUAGUUGGAUUGAGAGAAGGAAAGGAGACUGGAAUGGACCCUUGGGAGUUCACUGCCAACUUACUUAAACAAGUAUUCAAGCUGUCUGAAAAACCAAAAGUAGAUGUUGCACACCGAGUUCAGAGAGCACAUUCAAGGCCAGGAGCCCCUCCAAGACAGAUUAUAGUGAAACUUCACGACAUAGCAGCUCUUGAAGACAUUAUGAAAAAAAUUCCAUUCGCAACAAAUCUGAUGUUUGAAGGUGAAACCGUACGAUUCUUUAGAGACUACCCAGCAGAAGUGGCUAAGAAACGUGCCCUUUUUACAAAGACAAGACUGAUCCUGAAAGGAAUUCCGAACUUAAGAUACGGAAUAAUUUAUCCUGCAAAAAUGAGUAUCACAUAUAAGGAUUUGGAGCGUUUCUUUAUUGAUCCAGAAGAAGCAUUUAAAUACGCACAAGAGCUAACAAAGGAUAUUAAAGGAUAAGUAAAAUAUCACGGUUAUCCGGA